This is a messenger RNA of Staurois parvus, 300 nucleotides long. NCBI's taxonomy places the organism in Eukaryota, Metazoa, Chordata, Amphibia, Anura, Ranidae. The record is from the annotation of a GenBank genome assembly.
UUCCUGAUAUGUGGAGUGUGCGGCAUCUUCUGUGCGAAAAAGAAAUCUGGACUCAUAAUGAUUCUUUUUUCUGCCUGCUGCAUCUGUGGACUCAUUGGAGGCAUCCUGAACAUUCAGUUCCUAAGAGCUCUGUCCAAGAGGUCCUCCUUGCAUCUUGCCUCCUUGUCCCUUGCAUGUAUAGGCAUCAGCGGAUGCACCAUCUCCACUUGGCUUACUUGCCGCUUGGCCAGUUAUGAGCAAAGGAGAAUGUUUCUAGAAAGAGAGCACUCACUUCAUCACUCUCAUGAAAUGACAGAAAAG